Selaginella moellendorffii is the source of this 1678-nucleotide messenger RNA. RefSeq names its product agmatine hydroxycinnamoyltransferase 1. The transcript has a single exon. The record is from RefSeq and is a predicted model, not a curated record. Bases 223 to 1494 code for a protein of 423 amino acids. Gene Ontology annotation, molecular function: acyltransferase activity, transferring groups other than amino-acyl groups. Lineage: Eukaryota; Viridiplantae; Streptophyta; Lycopodiopsida; Selaginellales; Selaginellaceae.
AAUGGCUGUGUCAGGCGGGCACGACACAGUAGAAUCUCCCCCUCCGAAACAAUCCAAGCAUUGUGGAAGAACCAUAGCCACCCUUUGAGUUAGCUUAAGAAACACCCAUAUAAUCUCUUCCUCUCCCCGAGAGCUUUCUUCUUUGUAGAUCUUGGAGCGCGAGCGAGAGAGCGAUUACUUCUUCUUCUCGAUCGUCUUCUUCUUUGCGAUCGUUUCUUGGCAAUGGAGAUCCACUCGCGGAUGUGCGUGGCCAAGUCCGUCCCCGCCACCGCCCCUCCGCUGGUCCUCCUCACGCCGCUCGACCUCUUCCACACCAGCCAGAUGCCCAUCGUCCUCUUCUACGAGAACGCCCCCGCCGGAGCAGCCGCGCGCAUCGAGUCGGGGCUCGCAACCGUGCUGGAUCACUUCCCGGAGCUGGCGGGGCGGAUCGGGCGCGACGAGCUGGGCCGCCACUGCAUCCAUCUCAACAACGAAGGCGCGAUCUUCGUCGAGGCGGUGUGCUCCUCCGAGCUGGCUCCCUUCCUGGACAAGCGCGGCAACGACGUCAAGGAUCUCGUCGGCUCGUCGACGCUGGAGCUGGGCGAUGGGAUGAACCGCGUGCCGCUCAUCAUCCAGGUGACGCGCUUCGCUUGCGGGGGGCUGGCCCUCAGCUGGGAGGGACACCACCGCGUGUGCGAUGGCUCCGCCCACACGCAGUUCUUGCUCAACUGGGCAUCUGCUGCAAGAACCGGAUCCCUCACUCCAGGAUUCGUCCCGCUCAUCCACGACCGAUCUUUCUUGUCUCCCAGAGAUCCCCCGGUCGUGGAGGAUCCACUAGUGGAGUUCGUCCACAAGCCCAUGUCGCGCACCACCGUCCCGGGGCAAGAGGUCCUCACUCUCACGGAAAACUUGACGAGCAAGCAGAUCUCCCACCUCAAAUCUCUCUGCGGGAACAAAUACACCACCUACGAGACUUUGAGCGCGCACUUCUGGAGGUGCAUGACCGCGGCCAGGGACUUCGAAGACCGGAGCACUCUGGUCGGGCAUUUUUGUCCCGCGAAUGGUCGUUCCAUCCUCAAUGCCCCGCCCGGGUUUUUUGGCAACGCCAUUUACCACACCUUCGUGCAGACGAGCGCCGCGGAUCUGCUGGAUGGAUCACUGGAGCACGCCGCGGGGCUCAUCCGGCAGGCCGUCAAGCGCGCCAGCAACCGGGUGUUUCUCGAGUCGGUGAUUGACUACCUUGCGCUGGAGCAGGCGGGCGAGGAUGAUCGGCCGCCGCAGGCCGAGGCCAAGGACCAGAGCUGGAUCCCGAAUGUCAUGAUCCCGUGCUGGUCGAGGUUUCCGCUGUAUGAGGUUGACUUUGGGUUUGGCGAUCCGUUCCGGUUCUCCACCGUGAAUGUGGGGAUCGAGGGGGUGUUCACGAUUGGGCCGCCGCGCAAGGACGGGAUCACGGAGGUGCUCAUCAAUGUGCGCAAGGAGCACGCCCAGAGCCUGCUCGCUCACCUCGGCAACUAAGCGGACUCUCUCGCUCUUGAGUCUUGCUUGUAUCAUGUAUUGUUUUCUUUCAUUUUGAUCGUCUUUAUGUUAUUAUUAUUAUUAUUAUUCUUGUUCUUGUUCUUGUUUUUGUUCUUGUUCUUGUGUUCUUGUUCUUGUUCUUGUUCUAUUUGUUACUCAGUAAUAAGAAAAUGAUCUUGACGUA